Arabis nemorensis is the source of this 999-nucleotide messenger RNA. Lineage: Eukaryota; Viridiplantae; Streptophyta; Magnoliopsida; Brassicales; Brassicaceae. The record is from the annotation of a GenBank genome assembly.
AUGUCUUCAAUCCCAAAUGGUUUAAACUCUUAUGGUGACGAUAUUAUGAAUCUUCAUGGUUCUAUUCCCAUCCAAACCAACUCAAGCUUCAUGAAUCAUGAGUCUAAUAUGGUUCGGUCAAUUUUCAUUACUCCUGACCAUACGUACCAUCAUGGUUUGUUUUCUUCCUCUCCUGCGUUUAAUUGUUAUCAAGAUUUAUACUUCCCUUCAUCUUCUUUUGGUUUCAAUAAUUCACAUGGGGCUUAUCAAAUGAGACAAAACAUUGUCUCUAAUGUCAAUUAUAUUCCUAUUAACGAUAACCCUCAUUUUUCUCAAGUCUAUGUCACCGAAACUAUCACAAAUAGGUACUCUGCUAUUGUUCCUACUAAUGAUUUGAUCACUCUCCAAAAUGAAUAUGAACGUGCCAUCAAUCCCAACAUUUUGAGUCCUUCCGUUCCCCUUCCAAAUUUUGUCGACAAACAGUGUGAGAUCUUAAACCCUACACCUCUCAAUACCAUUUAUCCGCAUCACAAUUCCGUAUUUCCUAGGAAUUUAGACCUAUUUUCCUUUCCACCAAAGCACCAAAAUGUUCCCACUCGUCGACCGGUGAAGAAACGUUCUAAACCAACCAUAUGUUUUGAAGAAAUUUUUGAUGGUUUUGAUUCUGAGGAAGAUGGUGAAUACGAUGGUCGGACACAUAGCCUACCGUACGAGAAAUACGGUCCAUAUACAUGUCCCAAAUGCAACACUGUCUUUGACACUUCACAAAAGUUUGCUGCACAUAUUGCGUCAGUUCACUACAAGAAUGAGACCAACAAGGAAAAAGCUAAGAGAUUUCAAGCGAGAAUCAAAAGAAGAUUUCGUAAAACAAACCAAAAAAAACUUGAGGAAUCUCAGGAGAUCCAAGCAGAAGACAGAGUUGUAGAGGAAAGCGGAGGCAAUGACAACAUUGCAAGUGGCAUUGAAGCUUUCCAACAUCAACUGAUUGUUAUAGAAGAACCUACUUAUGAUUUUGUUUGA